CUCGUCCUUCCGUCUCUCUCCUUUUGCCAGUAGCUAUUCUGCUCGAUCGAUCAAUGGCUUACGGCAAGAGGUCGCGGCAGCAGCAGGCCGAUGAGGCGGCGUUCAGCCUGUUCGACAGCAGCGACAUGGCGCGCAUCCUGCUGCUCUUCUCCGGCGGCGGCGGUGGCGGCGCGGCAGCGUCGACGGCGGACGUGUCGUCGGCGCCGGAGCGGAUGUUCGAGUGCAAGACCUGCAGCAGGCAGUUCCCGUCCUUCCAAGCGCUCGGCGGCCACCGGGCCAGCCACAAGAAGCCCCGCCUGGCGGACGGCGACGCGGCCGCCGAGCCGGCCAGGCCCAAGGUGCACGGGUGCUCCAUCUGCGGGCUCGAGUUCGCCGUCGGCCAGGCGCUCGGCGGGCACAUGCGGCGCCACCGCGCCGUCAUGGCGGACGGCGUCGGGCUUGGCCUCAGCCUCGGCGUGGGCGUCAUCGGGCAGAACGACGACGACGACGGCGGCAAGAAGAAGGCCGCGCCCGCCGCCGAGCUGGUGUUCGACCUGAACGUGCCGGCGUUCGAGGAGGAGCCGGAUCGCACCAGGGCCAGGCCGGUGGGGCUCGCCGUUGACUUUCCCGUGGUGGUUGACUUCCCGUGCUAAUAUUAACACGGAGAUUUACUUCUCCAUACAAGUUUUGAAAUUAAUUAAUUUUACAAUUUACAUUAUACGCUGCCCGAGAAGUCAACCCUGGAACAUUAGUUAGAGAGAUUCCGUCUUACAUAUUUUUUUCCCCUGGAAAUGUAUUCGGAUGGUUAAUGCUUCCAGGGUCUAUAUAUUGUAUUGUUUGACUUAUCGCGGUAUCUUCCUGUAUUUUUAUUCUCUCACAUUACUUUCGGGAAAUUUUUUUCCUGGACUUUGUGGAUUGUCCAUCAUAUAUUCAUAUAGAUGUAAGCUAUUA
Oryza brachyantha (malo sina) is the source of this 930-nucleotide messenger RNA. Its product is annotated as zinc finger protein ZAT7-like. The coding region runs from base 54 to 632 and encodes 192 amino acids. The record is from RefSeq and is a predicted model, not a curated record. The transcript has a single exon. NCBI's taxonomy places the organism in Eukaryota, Viridiplantae, Streptophyta, Magnoliopsida, Poales, Poaceae.